AUGUGGGUUGUGAACCAAAGAGAUACAUCGUCUCGAGGUGGACUCCAAAUUAUGAUGGAGAACAUUCACUCCGAGACCUACUACGAGCCUAAAGAAUACGCGAGAAGACGAUACCAGGUAAACGAUCGCAAGAAGAUGAACAAGAUAACGAUAACGCUCACACCAAGGCCCACGCAUAAACAUUGUUGGAAGGGUGCGGGAGUGCAGGGAACAGAUGGAUAUACGGAGAGGCGGCAUGUCGCGUUUACGAGCUGCGAUAGGGUCAUGAGGGAUGGGAGAAGCGCUCGUCGAUGUGUUGACAGUUUCUCGCUAUACUCGACAUUGAAAUCUAACGCGUACAUGCCGCCAGGAGGGCACGGGAGUACGGGGAGCGGAUGGAUAUGCUACGGAAAGGCGGUGUUUCGCAUGGAGAAGUUGGGAGAGGUCAUGAGCUGUGGAAAGGCAACGAAAAAUAAACGGAACCAGGACACGUUAAACGACGAGCCACGAAUCAAGCGUCGGCAAACGCCGACGCUUGAUUUGGGCAUCAGAAACAAACAACCCACUCUCUCAUCUCAACCACCACCAUCGUCGACGACGCCCACCCAUCGCCACGUCACCACCAUCACCCGUGGUCACCACCACCCACAACGCUCGUCAACCGGCAACCACGACCACCAAACACGGGAACGCCACGUCACCGAUGCCACGUCGCUAUCAGCGACGUGGCAACCAAACGACGAACGACGACGACGUCGUCGUUCGUCGUCAUUCAGAGGUGAGUCCCCCCCCUCCUCCAUCCCAACCCACCCCGCUAACACUCACCAAAACGGGACCCAACGACAACCCAACAACCACGCGACACGACAACAAGAACGCGACACGACCGGCAACGCGACACGACGGCGACGCAACGCGACAACGACAACGCGACAACGACAACGACAACGCGACAACGACAACGCGACGCGACAACGACAACGCCCACAACGAGGGACGGACAGCACGUCAGCGCCCCACCACGUCAAAGGAGGGCCACGCGAACAGACGACCCACGCACCACCACGUCAACGGACCGCCACCACAUCAACAGACGACGCCCACGUCAACGGACAACGACGGCGACGUCAGCGGAAAACGACCACAUAA
This is a messenger RNA of Laccaria bicolor S238N-H82, 1128 nucleotides long. RefSeq lists its product as uncharacterized. Lineage: Eukaryota; Fungi; Basidiomycota; Agaricomycetes; Agaricales; Hydnangiaceae. The coding region runs from base 1 to 1128 and encodes 375 amino acids. The transcript has 6 exons. The record is from RefSeq and is a predicted model, not a curated record.